Messenger RNA from Capsicum annuum, 585 nucleotides. RefSeq lists its product as uncharacterized. The record is from RefSeq and is a predicted model, not a curated record. Lineage: Eukaryota; Viridiplantae; Streptophyta; Magnoliopsida; Solanales; Solanaceae. The coding region runs from base 1 to 585 and encodes 194 amino acids. Gene Ontology annotation, molecular function: nucleic acid binding. The transcript is spliced from 2 exons.
AUGGAUGGUCAGGCCGAGAGAACCAUCCAAACAUUGGAGGAUAUGUUGAGAGCAUGUGCUUUCGACUUCAGAGGUAGUUGGGAUGAGAAUUUGCCACUAAUUGAGUUCGCGUAUGACAACAAUUAUCAUACUAGCAUCCAGAUGGCACCAUUUGUGGUUUUGUAUGAGAGAUGGUGUAGAUCACCCAUAGCCUGGUUCGAGGUGGCUGAGGUUACUAUAGUUGGACCUGAUACAGUAUUUGAGGCAAUUGAGAAGGUGAAUUUGAUUAGAGAGAGGUUGAAGAUAGCUCAUAAUCGCCAAAAGUCAUAUGCAGAUGUGAGGAAAGACGUUGGUGAUUGUGUUGUUGUAAAUCCUUCGGAAAUCCCUAAUGUUCAAGAUAGUCUUUCAUUUGAUGAGGUUCCUGUUGAGAUUCUAGAUCACCAAGUACGGAAGCUAAGGAACAAAAAAUUUUCAUUGGUCAAAGUAUUGUGGAGGAACAAAUCUAUUGAGGGUGCUACUUGGGAAGCUAAAGAUGAUAUAAAAACCAAGUACCCAUACCUCUUCUCCACAAAUCCUGAUCAACACGAAGGUAUCAUUCUCUCUUAA